AUUCAAUCCAUCAAAUGACAAUCACUGUUACCCAAUAAUGGACACGCAACGAUAAUAAGAGACUCAGGCGAGAUCGAACGCCAUGCCUCCUUUAGGCAGAGAAAAGCGCUCAAAGAUUCGACUCGCUUGCACCAACUGUCGGGAAGAUAAAACGAGGUGUGAUGGGAAACGUCCUAUCUGCACGCGUUGCAGAAAGCGCCGCGGACCGGUGACAUGCGUCUAUAAGCGUCCUGCCUCCCUGACAAGAAGGGUCUCCAGCCCGGAACCAGCGGAGCAGCUGCAGCAGAGAGAAAGUAACAAUCGGCUGGACAACGCACAUAGCGAAUAUCUGGCAUCAUCUAGACGCAAUGAGCGUCGAGUCUUCAACGAGAGCCAAGCGAUACCAGAAAUAGUACCUCAGCCAGCCUUUCCCACUCUUUCAAAUGGUAAACAGGAUGUUCAAACUAGAGAUGCCUUGGCCACUGUCCCAUUGGGCGAAGAUACUGAUGCAUUGUACGGGGGAUCGUCGACAAUCGCAUUGUUACGACAUGUUGCUCCAGGCGUUCAUAGUCAACCCACACGAUCUGAGUCAAACGAUGGAGCCUACGCGGAUGAAUCACGGCGAUCUCAUAUUCGAUCUCCGUCCUUUACCACGUAUCCUGAGGUAAUCCGGGAGAAGGACAAAACUGUAGCUAUCUAUCCUCAGCGCCAAAAUGCAGAUGAUUUCGUCCGAUGCUUUUUCGAGUUCGUUCACCCGCUUUUUCCAGUUCUUCACCAGCCCUCAUUCGAAGCACAGUAUGAAUCUGUGUGGUGGCCUCCUGAUGACCAUUCCAAAUCAAGGGAAGAGAAUUCGGUAGGAGAAGACUCCAUUUUCUCCACUACCUUGAAUCUAGUAUUCGCACUAGGAUGCCAGUACAGUUCGCUGGUGCCCCUGGCGAGGAGGUCUUCACUUGCGGAUGAAUUUUACCAACAAUCAAGGAAACUUCUCGUCGUCGAAAUACUUGACACAACCUCUUUACCACUGGUACAAUUGUUGCUUCUGCAGGGAAUCUACCUCCAGUCAUCUAGGUAUCCGACUCGUUGUUGGAAUGUCAUUGGCCUUGCCAUACGAGCUGCACAGAGCUUGGGAUUGCACCUUGAUGUUGACAGUAAAACCCAGUUGUCCCGUGAGAUGAGGCGACGAGUCUGGCAUGUGUGUGUCUGUUUGGAUAGACUGCUUGCUAUGUCAUUCGGCCGACCGACCAUGAUCGGGAAGUCAUGGAACGUACCUAUUCCAUCUUUGAUCGAUGACGAAUAUCUGCUUGAUAAUGGAGAAGAGGGGGUCCAGCCAGCACAUGUCCCAUCUCGAAUGGGUCUGUUCGUGUGGUCCUGUCCAUUGUUCGAAAUACUGGCUGAAAUCCUUGGCUACUUUUACAUUGAUGAUGGAGGGGAUGGGUAUCCCAAACACCUUGGAUCAGAAGCGUGCAACAAGGAAGUGUUACCACGGGUUUUGGAUUUCAACCGACGGCUUGAUAAUCUGUUCGACUCGAUUCCGGAGUAUUUGAAGACGACAAAGAUUACGAGACCAACCAUCUCUGAUAAAAACAGCAGCGUAAAUUUGCAGCAGCAAGUACUCUACUGCAGAUUUUUGUAUGUGCGAGUAUUAUCCCUGCGCCCUUUGCUACUUCUUGCCAGACGCCGUGAACAUCCUUCUUUCUCGACUCGGCUACCAGCAAAGGGACAUCUAUCCCUUGAUGAAGAAUUGAUUGGACGCUGUUGCAAUUUGUGUGUUGUAACUGCUCACCAAAUCAUCGAGAGCAUUUAUGAGCAUCUUGAUACUGCUUACAAAAGUUCUGGUUGGCAUUCCGUAUAUUUUACAUUUGCCUCAAUCACAAUUCUCCUGGCUGGGCUGCAGUGCCCAUAUGUGGAUAUGGACGUUGGUGAUAACUCAUUCGAAGCGAGUUGGAAUCGUUGUCUGUCCAUACUGGAGCACUACAAGGAUCAGAUCCACUCUGCUACCCAAGCUAUCCAUGUCCUCCAGAUUCUAAGGUCACGUAUAUUCAGGAGGGAGACUCAAGGAGUAACCCCAGAAGCUGCUAUCAAAACCCACAAUGGUGGUCCCGAAGUACCUAUGGCCGAUAGCAUCCAGUCACCUCAGAUACCCCCAGCUUUUGAUAUCUCGGAUCAAUUCGACCUAACCAGCUUCAAUCCGCACGGCGCGGAGUUCAUUGCCGAUGCCUGGUUCGGUCAGCAGAUCACGAACUUGGAUCUCUUCUUCCCUAGCUGAAGAGCACAAGAUGCAUUCACUUAUACUGAGCUACACCGCGAUUUAGUAUCCGAUAUUGGAAUCCAUUUCAGCUUCGGAAGGUUGUGGAA
This is a messenger RNA of Paecilomyces variotii, 2334 nucleotides long. Its product is annotated as fungal-specific transcription factor domain-containing protein. Gene Ontology annotation, molecular function: DNA-binding transcription factor activity, RNA polymerase II-specific; RNA polymerase II cis-regulatory region sequence-specific DNA binding; zinc ion binding. Gene Ontology annotation, biological process: positive regulation of transcription from RNA polymerase II promoter by galactose; DNA-templated transcription. Lineage: Eukaryota; Fungi; Ascomycota; Eurotiomycetes; Eurotiales; Thermoascaceae. Gene Ontology annotation, cellular component: nucleus. The coding region runs from base 83 to 2245 and encodes 720 amino acids. The record is from RefSeq and is a predicted model, not a curated record. The transcript is spliced from 7 exons.